AGGCCGCAAAAGAAAUAAAAAAAAACAAUAUAAACGGUAUUGAUUCGGAGAUUCUGUGGAUUCUAUGUUAAUGUCACCAGUCACAGAGAACAUGCAGAGAACUUUGCCAGUAUAAUAUUGUAGUCUUUGGAACUUUGUAAAAUGGUUUUGACUUUUGAUUAGGUACCUAUUUAUUUUUUUAUAUUUAUUGUACCUAAUGAAUGAGAAAAAGUAUUGAAAUGUGUUUAUUGGGCGACGAACUAGCGGAAGCAGUGUAGGGUUUGUUGCCUUACAGUGAGAGUUCUGUAACUGCCUGCUAGCUGCUAGUGGGCGGCGGCGAGCAGGCGGCUCCGCGCCGGUGCGAUGUGGGACUCGUCGACGUUCCUGGGCGCGCUGACGCCCAAGUUCUACGUAGCUCUGACGGGCACAUCGUCGCUUAUCUCCGGCCUCAUCCUCAUCUUCGAGUGGUGGUACUUUCGCAAGUAUGGCACCUCUUUCAUCGAACAGGUGUCGCUGACGCACCUGGGCCCGUGGCUGAGCGGCGCGGGCGGCGCGGGCGGCGCGGGCGCGGAGGCGGAGGCGGCGGAGUGCAAGGUGUGGCGCAACCCCAUGUCGCUGCUGCGCGGCGCGGAGUACGGCCGGCUGUGGAGCGCCGCGCGCCGCGCGCCGCUCACCUACUACGACAUGAACCUGUCCGCACAGGAGCAUCAGGCGUGGUUCGGGCUGGGCGCGGAAGCGGAGGGCGCGGACGGGGCGCUGGCGCGCGCGUGGCGCGAGCGCGAGCCGGCGGCGCGCGUGGCGUGCGCGCGCGCCGCGCUGGCGCUGCGUCCCGACUGCGCGGCCGCGCUGCUGCUGCUGGCCGAGGAGGAGGCGGGCACGGUGGUCGAGGCGGAGCGCGUGCUGCGGCGCGCCUGGCGCGCGGGCGAGGCGGCGCGCGCGGCUGGCGCACGGCGCGACGCAGCCGUGCUGGCGCACGUGAAGCGCCGCGCCGCUAUGUGCGCGCGGCGCCUGGGCCGCCUGCGCGACGCGGCGCGGCUGUUCCGCGAGCUGGCGCGCGACGCGCACCCCGCGCUGGCCGCGCUGCAGCUGCACGAGAACCUGCUGGAGGUGCUGCUGGAGCAGCGCGCCUGGGCCGACGCGCACGCGCUGCUUGCGCGCCUGGACGACGCGCCCACGCCGCGCUCGGCCGCCGUGGCGUACGGUGCGGCGCUGCUGCGCGCGCGCGGCGCGGUCACGCCCGCGGCCGAGGCGCACGCGCUGCACGCGCUGCGGCGCGCCAUCGCCUACAACCCGCACGUGCCCGAGUACCUGCUGGAGCUGCGCGCGCUCACCUUCCCGCCCGAGCACGUGCUGCGGCGCGGCGACAGCGAGGCCGUGGCCUACGCCUUCUGGCACCUGCGCCACUGGCGCGCGGCCGACGGCGCGCUCAGGCUGCUGGGCGUGGCGUGGGCGGCGGCGGAGCGCGCGGCUGGGCGCGGCGCGUGGGGCGCGGCGCGCGGCGGCGCGUGCGCGCAGUGCGCCGACCGCGAGCUGCUGCCGGCGCACCACGCGCUGUCCGUGUUCCCGCGGCGCCGCGCGCCCGCGCUGCUGCCGCUGGCCGCCGCGCUGUGCGCCGCCACGGCGCUGCUGGCGCUGCUGGCGCACCGCUGGCCGGCGCAGGCCGCGCUGGCCGCCGCGCGCGCCGCGCACGCGCUGGACCCGCGCCGCCUGCUGCCGCUGCUGUCCGCGCUGUAGCUCUCCUCACAGACUACACUACUUCGUUAUUAUUUAUUUAAACUGAAACUCGAUGGACUAUAAUGUAUUAUAGAUAAUUUACUACCUAUGUACGAUUAUGUUAAGUAAAUUUAAAAAAUUAUGUUGUGACAACAAUAAAAUAAGAUAUAA
Maniola jurtina (meadow brown) is the source of this 1863-nucleotide messenger RNA. RefSeq names its product protein ST7 homolog. Bases 343 to 1713 code for a protein of 456 amino acids. Lineage: Eukaryota; Metazoa; Arthropoda; Insecta; Lepidoptera; Nymphalidae. The transcript has 4 exons. The record is from RefSeq and is a predicted model, not a curated record.